Lactuca virosa is the source of this 351-nucleotide messenger RNA. Lineage: Eukaryota; Viridiplantae; Streptophyta; Magnoliopsida; Asterales; Asteraceae. The record is from the annotation of a GenBank genome assembly.
AUGGCUUACAGUGCUUCUGCUGAUAUGCCUACUGAUCCUGCUCCUGAAUUGACCGCCCAGGAGCAAGAUAUCGUUGAUUGUUUGUUGGAGAGUUUCACUAAGUUGUCGGAUCCUGAGGAAAUCAUAUUCGAUAUGACAGGGAUAAGUUCUCAUUGGAAUAAAUUGGGGAAAGCCAUUAGAAACAUGAGGAGGCAAGACGAAUCUAGCAUGGAUUCCAUCGUGAAUCGUUUUGGCCUUGAUUCUACUACUAAUGCUACUACUGUGCUUCCCUCCCUGAUCAACAAGAUUUUGAAGAUGGAGCAUGAUAGCGGGAAUCCUCCCUCUUUAACUAGGGAAGCUUUGAGGAAUUAG